This is a messenger RNA of Linepithema humile (Argentine ant), 2493 nucleotides long. It is a transcript of the gene Ent1, whose product is annotated as Equilibrative nucleoside transporter 1. Gene Ontology annotation, cellular component: plasma membrane. Gene Ontology annotation, molecular function: nucleoside transmembrane transporter activity. The record is from RefSeq and is a predicted model, not a curated record. Gene Ontology annotation, biological process: nucleoside transmembrane transport. Lineage: Eukaryota; Metazoa; Arthropoda; Insecta; Hymenoptera; Formicidae.
AUUAUCUCGCACACAACUAAUUACGCGAUACUGCUGCCAAAGCACGUCAAAGUAGUCAUCUUGUAGCAUGUUACAGUUCGUUGGCAAUACAAUGAACAAAACCCCGUCUUAUCAGUCGUCGAGCUAAACAUCUUAGUGGGUGUCGCUAAAACUUACUCCUACUUUAUCAAGAAGGUAGUUUGGACCUAUUGAAAUUAGAAUAUUGCAAUUCUAUGGAAUGAUGUAUGUGUGAUAUUGUCAAAGAAUACCAUGCAGAUAUGUGUGGGCGUGAGAGAUUGACUAGACACGAGGUGUCAUGAUUCAUGAUCUCGAUUUCACAAAAUGAGCUGAAACGAAAGAUGCCUCAUAACAAUUGAAUUCUUCCACCUUAUUCGGGGGAUACAACACGUGACACCGAGUAUAAUCUCUCGUAUCAUACCUCUCGCCAGAUUCGCUUGUGAUAGCAUCUGAAAUGCAUCAUUCACGAUUGUCGACAGGUGCAUGUGAUUCUUCGUGAAUUCCUCUACACUUAAAUCAAGCCAGGACAAAUACCCCUGUGUAAGACAGCUAUAUUAAAAAUUUCAGAGAAGUCAUGUCGUACUCUAUCAAUAGAAGACCUCUAUUAGGGGGUGCAUCUGAUAGCGAAUUUGAAGAUGAUUUGGAAACUGAAAUAGAUGAUCCUAAUAUUGUAAUUCCCGAUGAGAAACCAUUUUUAAAACCACAUGAACCACAUGACAAAUAUAAUCUUGCAUAUAUAGUGUUUUAUUUGCUCGGAAUAAAUACAUUAAUUCCAUGGAGUUUUUUUAUUACUGCUGACGAUUAUUGGAUGUAUAAAUUCAGAGAGAUUCAUAGUAAUCUGACAAAUCUUACUUAUACACAUGCAGAACUAUUGGAACAAAAGACAGAUCUUCAAGCUAGUUUUACUUCUUACUUAAGUGUAGCCAGUGCAUUGCCAAAUACUCUUUUUCUAAUAAUAAAUGCAUUCAUUAGCAAGAGAAUCUCUCUAACUAUAAGAAUGGUGGGUUCACAAUGUACAAUAUUGCUGCUUUUUAUUUUGACGACUACAUUUGUAGAAAUGGAUACUGAUAAGUGGCAAAAUGCGUUCCUAAUUGUUACUUUGACGACAGUUGCCCUUGUAAAUGCUGCAAGCGCUAUUUUUGGAGGCAGUUUAAUGGGUGUAGUGGGAAAGUUUUCACCAAAAUAUAUAACCGCUAUGUCGGGUGGGCAAGCUCUUGGUGGAAUAUUCACAGCCUUAGCUGAAAUAUGCUCCUUGUGGAUAGGAGCCAGUCCAGUACUUUCCGGCUUGGUGUAUUUCAUUAUCGGCGACACCAUGUUAUUGUUAUCCCUGAUUGCAUACAUCGUUUUAGAACGAGCGCCAUUUUUCAAACAUCACAUGAUAGAAAAAGUACCUGAUUGCUUGGAGUCUGAUUAUUCGAUAAGUGGGGAAGUCAGUUUUUCGGCAGAUCGAAGUGUAUCUUAUACACGAAUUAUAAAAAGGAUCUGGCAUUAUGGCGUUAGCAUAUUUCUAGUAUUUUUCAUAUCAUUGGCUGUGUAUCCAGCUGUUACUGUGCUGGUGGAGAGUCAAUACAAAGGCCAUGCAUGGAACGACAUAUAUUUUGUACCUGUGGUUACGUACCUCAUCUUCAGUACGGGUGAUUACGCUGGAAGAGUAUUAUCUGGUAUUUUUCAAUGGGUGAGUAUCUGCAAUUCAAUGCAACUUGCAAAUAUUUGUUUACACGAUGUUGAUCAAGUUUGUUUCUUAUUACAGCCAAGAGGCAAACCAUGGCUCGUGAUGUUCAUGAGCGUCAUUAGAAGUAUUUUUAUACCCGUGCUUAUGUUUUGUAAUGCUCAACCAAGGCAUCAUCUACCCGUUUAUAUUCACAAUGACAUAUAUUAUAUUUUAAUAACCAUCGUGUUUGCUGUAACCAACGGUUACCUCUGUAAUUUAACGUUUAUUCUCGCGCCUACAGUUGUAGACAGUCAGGAAAAGGAAGUUGCAUCUGCAAUGAUGGGUGCUUUCUUAGGUAUAGGAUUAGCAUCUGGAGCUGCGCUUAGCUUAUACAUGGUGAAGGCUCUCUAAUACUCGAUCGCAACUGAAAAUAUAAAUAAAGUACAUCAUCCCACUGCCCUUUGUACAUUCCAAAUCAGAUAGAACCACGACACGAGUUAAUCACCAACUUUUUAAAUAUAAUGACAUUAAUAUAAAUUUAUUUAGAUGAUCUCAAUCGUUAUUAUCUUAAAGUAAUAUGACAUAUAGAAACUUGUUUUCUCACAAGAGACAUUCUGCGAAGAAUGGUUAUAACUUUUUAUGAGUUAAACUUGUUCUAUAUCUCUGUCUAUGUUAUGUAUAUUUUGAUUGCAUGGUACAAGUACUUUUAAAUCAUCCUAUUUAAUAUAUAAAACAAUUGUAGUAAUUGUAGUAAUUGACAAAAUAUGUCGACAAAUUAUUACUACAUAUAAACAAAUAUACAAUAUUAAUAUUGCAGAAAUUCUCCGUAAUUUACAUAAUUUUUU